AUGACAGGCACAGGAGCAAGACCUUUGAACGUAACCGUCGUUGGCGCUGGUAUCGGUGGACUGGCGGUCGCAGCCGCGCUGAGAAAGUGUGGACAUGUUAUCAACGUAUACGAAAGCUUCGAAGUCAAAACAGAAAUCGGCGCCGGAGUUGGAAUGCAAAGCAAUGCCGUCCGUGUGCUCAAAUCUCUGGGUUACAAACGAGAAAAUCUGAAAGGCGGGAUUUUCGAUGGGAUGACAAUCCAUAAUGCCGAAACAGCAAAGUUCAAGAAAUUCCCAACGCGCAACUGGGAUUCCCUUAGAAAAGAGGGCCUCGAGAAUUUCUCAUGUCAUCGCGGCGACCUUCAUGCCGAGCUUCUUCGACUUGCUACCGAGAAAGAUGCUGCCGAUGGGCCGCCUGCAAAAUUGCACUUCGGUAACAAAGUCGUCAGUUGUGACCCAGAGGCUGCAACUAUCACCCUUGCCAACGGUGAAACGGUGACCUCAGAUCUUGUCAUCGGGGCCGAUGGUAUCCAUUCCAUCGUCCGGACAAGCGUCUUGGGGAAAGAGGUCCAAGCAGAACCGACUGGAUGGGCGUGUUACCGCUGCAUGUUCGAUGCAUCCAACAUCAAUGAUCACCCGGAAUUCGACUGGGUUCUUAAGAAUAUGAAUACCAUCCGACAAGAAGGCUCUCAGCUCGCCGAGCACAUCGUCUACGGCGUUCGUGGCAGCACGCUGAUCAACUUUGUUGCGUUCGAUAGCCACGAGGGGCGGGAUACCAAAAGACCUAUCGCGCAACCUGCAACCAAGGAAGAGAUUUGGGCAAGAUACCCGACGUUCCACGAGAAAUUCCGCCAUCUAUUCGACCUUCCUCUUGCGACUCCCGUUCUUCGAUGGGAGCUUCGCGCCUUGCCGCUCCUCCCCACUUGGAUCAAGGGCCGGGCUGCCAUCAUCGGUGAUGCGGCUCACGCGACGCUGCCGCUGCUGGGACAAGGGGCUGGGCUGGCGCUUGAAGAAGCUGACCAAGUACCCGCCCGACUCGCCGCAUUCCAAGACCUGCGCAAAGAACGCGGGGAGUUUGUCAAUGUGCAGUCCGUUGCCCAGGCAGACCCGGAGUACCGCGUCAAGUUCACGAAAACAUCAUGGGACGAACAACGCGCAAAAAGAGCUUACCCGGGUCCAGUUCCUAGUGCUCGCAAACGGCCAUUCCAACUUGAAUCUCUUCUCGCAUCCCUCCACUUCAACAAAAGCCCUCCAACCAAGGCAACUCUCUCGUAA
Messenger RNA from Mycena indigotica, 1254 nucleotides. RefSeq names its product FAD-binding-3 domain-containing protein. Bases 1 to 1254 code for a protein of 417 amino acids. The transcript is spliced from 8 exons. Gene Ontology annotation, molecular function: FAD binding; monooxygenase activity. Lineage: Eukaryota; Fungi; Basidiomycota; Agaricomycetes; Agaricales; Mycenaceae. The record is from RefSeq and is a predicted model, not a curated record.